This is a messenger RNA of Acanthisitta chloris (rifleman), 519 nucleotides long. It is a transcript of the gene CLIC3, whose product is annotated as chloride intracellular channel 3. The annotation marks the transcript as partial. The record is from RefSeq and is a predicted model, not a curated record. The transcript is spliced from 4 exons. NCBI's taxonomy places the organism in Eukaryota, Metazoa, Chordata, Aves, Passeriformes, Acanthisittidae.
GCAAGUGAGGAUGGGGAGAGCGUGGGCCACUGUCCCUUCUGCCAACGGCUCUUCAUGGUGCUGCUGCUCAAAGGGGUGCCCUUCACCCUCACCACUGUGGAUGUGAAGAGGGCACUGGACGUGCUGAAGGACUUCGCGCCAGGUGCCCAGCUGCCCGUUCUGCUCUACAAUGGUGAACCCAAGACUGACACUGUCACCAUCGAAGAGUUCCUGGAGGACCAGCUGGGACCCCCCAUGUGCCCCAGUCUGGUCCCACGGUACAGGGAAUCAAGCCUGGCUGGGAAUGACAUCUUCCACAAGUUCUCCACCUACAUCAAGAACCCAGUGCCUGCCCAAGACGAGGCGCUGCAGCGGAUCCUGCUGCGGGCCCUGCUGAAGCUGGAUGAGUACCUGAGUGCCCCCCUGGAGCACGAGCUGGCCCGGGACCCUCACCUCCGAGCCUCCCAGCGCCGCUUCCUCGAUGGAGACCACCUCACGUUAGCCGACUGCAACCUGCUGCCCAAGCUCAACAUUGUUCAG